GCCGGUUGUAAGUACAACUGUUCACUCCGUCGAUCCACUUCGUCCUAGCCUCAUUUCGCGGAUUGGUGGCGCCCGCCGGGUUCCCGUUCCCCGACUUCUUCCGAUGGCACCGAGGCGGUGAGAACACCAGGCUGUCCGGCAGAAUCUCCGAGGCCGCCCAGACCCGGCGCGCAGAGAAGCCCCGAGCGCCGCUGCGGUUCCGAGCUGGGCCCGCCGGACGCCGGACGCCGAAAUUGUGCACGCGCCGCUCCCCGACCGGUCGGCGGCUACAGGAGGCGCGUUUGCCCCGGAUCAGAGGCUCGCGACCAGUAUGGCCCCCACGCUGGAGGAGGCGUACCGGAGGCGCUGGUGGAUGGCGUGCACGGCCGUGCUGGAGAACCUCUUCUUUUCCGCGGUGCUCCUGGGCUGGAGCUCCCUGCUGAUCAUGCUCAAGAACGAGGGCUUCUAUUCCAGCAUGUGUUCAGCUGUGAACACCACCAACACCAGCCAGGAUGAGCAGCAUCAGUGGCUGAGCUGUAACCAGCAGGAAGAGAUGCUCAACCUGGGCUUCACCAUCGGCUCCUUCGUGCUCAGCGCCACCACCCUGCCGCUGGGGAUCCUCAUGGACCGCUUCGGGCCCCGGCCCAUGCGGCUGAUUGGCAGCGCCUGCUUCGCUGCAUCCUGCACCCUCAUGGCCCUGGCCUCUUGGGACACCAAAGUUCUGUCUCCGUUGAUAUUCCUGGCCCUGUCCCUGAAUGGUUUUGGUGGCAUCUGCCUAACAUUCUCUUCACUCACACUGCCCAACAUGUUUGGGAACCUGCGCUCCACUUUCAUGGCCCUCAUGAUCGGCUCCUAUGCCUCUUCUGCCAUCACGUACCCGGGAAUCAAGCUGAUCUAUGAUGCCGGCGUGUCCUUCAUGACCAUCAUGUUUACCUGGUCAAGCCUGGCCUGCCUCAUCUUUCUGAACUGUGCCUUCAACUGGCCGAGUGAAGCCUUUCCCUCGCCGGAGGAAGUCAACUACAAGGAGAAGAUCAAGCUCAGAGGGCUGGCCCUGGAUCACAAGGUGACAGGUGACCGCUUCUACACCUAUGUGACCACUGUGGGCCAGCGGCUGAGCCAGAAGGCCCCCAGCCUGGAGGAGGGGGCAGACAUCUUCAUCUCGUCCCAGGACGUUCGUGACAUCUCAGAAAAGUCUGCUGAGAAGUCUGUGCCCUUGCGCAAGAGCCUCUGCUCCCCCAUCUUCCUGUGGAGCCUCCUCACCAUGGGCAUGACCCAGCUGCGGAUCAUUUUCUACAUGGCCGCGAUGAACAAGAUGCUGGAGUACAUCGUGACUGGCGGCCAGGAGCAUGAGACGGACGACCUGAAACAAAGGGUGACGGAGACAGUUGAGUUCUACUCGUCCGUCUUUGGGGCCAUGCAGCUGUCGUGCCUUCUCACCUGCCCUCUCAUUGGCUACAUCAUGGACUGGCGGAUCAAGGACUGCGUGGACACCCCCACUGCUAGGGACGGCGUGGCCACCAAGUCCGUCAGACCACGCUACCGCAAGAUCCAAAAGCUCACCAAUGCCAUCAACGCCUUCACUCUGACCAACCUUCUGCUCGUGGGUUUCGGCAUCACGUGCCUCAUCGACAGCUUACACCUCCAGUUUUUGACCUUUGUCCUGCACACCAUGGUCCGAGGCUUCUACCACUCGGCCUGUGGAGGCCUCUACGCGGCAGUGUACCCGUCCAACCACUUCGGGACACUGACGGGCCUGCAGUCCCUCAUCAGUGCUGUGUUUGCCCUGCUCCAGCAGCCGCUUUUCAUGGCCAUGGUGGGACCCUUGAAAGGAGAGCCCUUCUGGGUGAAUCUGGGCCUCCUGCUGUUCUCACUGCUGGGAUUCCUGCUACCUUGCUACCUCUUCUACUAUCGCACCCGGCUCCAGAGGGAGUACAUCACCCACUGGGAGGGCCCCCUGAAGGUGCUUGGCAGCCCUGAGGUGACUGCCUAGGCCUCUGAGGGGCCUGGGUGACAGGCAGUCAAGGCCUGAGCAGCCAAAGGGAAUGCCUCGUGGCUUUUCUACUUGUAACCUCCGCACAGAGCCAGGCGCCGGGGACCUAUAAAUACCAAGAGAAGUUCUAUUUUUGUAGGGACUUGAUAAAAAGGAAAAAAAAAUCCCCAAAGCAGCGCUCCGUGGACUGAAGAUGUCCCCCGUGCUAGGAUCAGACCUUCUUGCUCCUGGGAUUGGAGGAGACCAGGGUGCAGCCCUGCCCUUUCUCUGGGCCUAGGGGUCUGCCUGCUGCUGCCUCCUGGGGGCUUGUGGGAUCAGUGAACAGGUGACCCCUAAGAUCUCAGCCGUGCAGUGUCCAGAGUGUGCAGGCAUGUGUGUGUGCAUGUGGGUAUGAAAAUCCCUGCCCCUCAGAGGAGAGGGGCCUGAGGUGCUGGCUGUGUCCUGAAUGCUGCCGCGUGGGCGGUAAGCCCCUUCCCGAGGCUGGAGGGUGGGUUCCCUCCCUGCUGCUGCUGCUGCUGCUGCUGCUGCUUGCAGAUCUUAGAGGAAAUAAAAAGGGAAGUGAGAGGCUG
Molecule: messenger RNA, 2538 nt
Organism: Lagenorhynchus albirostris (white-beaked dolphin)
Lineage: Eukaryota; Metazoa; Chordata; Mammalia; Artiodactyla; Delphinidae
Gene: SLC43A1
Product: solute carrier family 43 member 1
Exons: 15
Coding region: 311-1969 (552 amino acids)
Biological process (GO): neutral amino acid transport; transmembrane transport
Molecular function (GO): neutral L-amino acid transmembrane transporter activity; L-amino acid transmembrane transporter activity
Source: RefSeq, a predicted model, not a curated record